AUCGUCCGUAUGUUGGUGUGUAAAUUGUGGGUUGACGUUUGGGCUGUUUGAGUUAAAAGUAAUAAUAAAAACAUGUCAAAAGUAAAGAAAGUUUUAGAUGAAGCCAAAGAAAUCCAAAAUCCUGAAUUGGAUUUGGUCGAGAAAGGCAUUUCCAGUUUUGAUGACAUGCCAGGCUUAAUGGAUAUGUUAAAUAUCACCAGACUCUCUCUAAGCCACAACAAGAUAUCAGUUGUUCCUGCCUCAAUUGCAAACCUCUCAAACUUGGAAAUACUUAAUUUCUCCAAUAACCACAUUGAAGAACUGCCAUUAUCAUUAUCAUCCAUGCCCAAAUUACGAAUAUUGAAUGUAUCUAUUAAUCGCCUGAGUACACUGCCACGAGGAUUUGGAGCAUUUCCAGUGUUGGAAGUUUUAGAUUUAACAUAUAAUAAUCUAAAAGAGGACACAUUGCCUGGAAACUUUUUUAUGAUGGAAACAUUGAGGGCUCUCUAUCUGGGCGAUAACGACUUUGUGCAUUUUCCCAAAGAAGUGGGACAAUUGAAAAAUUUACAAAUACUUGGUUUGCGAGAGAACGACCUUGUUGACAUUCCUAAAGAAAUUGGUGAAUUAUCGCGACUACGAGAACUUCAUUUGCAAGCCAAUAGAUUGACCGUACUGCCACCUGAAAUUGGUAAUUUGGAUAUGUUGAGCAAUAAAGCCAUACUUAAAUUAGAAGGAAACGCUUGGAAAACGCCAAUUGCUGAGCAAUUGGUAUUGGGAUUGAGUCACUUAAUGGAAUAUUUACGAUCAGAAACAUAUCGCAUAUUAUACAACAGGCAUUUGGCAGCCAAUGAACCACCGCCACCUUUAGAUGUGGACAAAAGCAAAAAGGCAUCAAGAGCUCGUUGAAUAUUAAUAUUUAUUGCAUAUUAACAGUGCUUUACUUAAAAUGUGCCUUGCUUUAAAAUAUAAUUGAAGUGCUUUAAUAUUAUUAAUGACAACUCUAAACUUACGUAAUUGGAUUCCUAUAUAAUAUCCACAAUGAAAACUUAACUAAACUUAUAAAUUUUAUUUAUUAAUUUGUUGUAAGUAUGUAUACACUAAAUAGUUAAUU
Molecule: messenger RNA, 1090 nt
Organism: Ctenocephalides felis (cat flea)
Lineage: Eukaryota; Metazoa; Arthropoda; Insecta; Siphonaptera; Pulicidae
Gene: ics
Product: ras suppressor protein 1
Exons: 7
Coding region: 73-885 (270 amino acids)
Molecular function (GO): protein binding
Source: RefSeq, a predicted model, not a curated record